This is a messenger RNA of Oryza brachyantha (malo sina), 2163 nucleotides long. RefSeq names its product F-box protein At-B. Lineage: Eukaryota; Viridiplantae; Streptophyta; Magnoliopsida; Poales; Poaceae. Gene Ontology annotation, cellular component: SCF ubiquitin ligase complex. Gene Ontology annotation, molecular function: protein binding. The record is from RefSeq and is a predicted model, not a curated record. The transcript has 4 exons. Gene Ontology annotation, biological process: SCF-dependent proteasomal ubiquitin-dependent protein catabolic process. Bases 15 to 1883 code for a protein of 622 amino acids.
CGGAAGCAACAGCAAUGGAGAAGAAGCGCCGGCUCGUCGCCGGCGACGGCGACGGCGAAGGCGAAGGGGAAGGCGGCGAAGCCUCCGCCAGCGCUGUGUUCGGCCUGGUCGAGAGGCUCCCGGAGGCGCUCCUCGUGGAGGUGGUCGGCAGGCUGGAGCUGGAGGCCGCAUGCUCGGUCGCCGCGUCCUGCCGCGCCCUCCGGGGCGCCGCCGCCGCCGCCUUCUCCGCCGUCACAUCCCUCGACCUAUCGAUGUUCCCGCCGACGAAUCCUAUCCUGAAUAGGAUCCUUGCGAGCAAUGGCGCGCUCCGCAGCCUCGCCGUCAAUUGCAGCCUCCUGGAUGACUCCGCGGUCGCGGCCAUCGCGAAGGGAAGCCUGCGUGAGCUCUCGCUGCUCAAGUGCUCGUCUUUCUCCUCGUACCUCUUUGUGGCCGUCGGUGAGAGAUGCAAAAAUUUAAGAUCAUUUGUGUUGGAGAUGGCAGCUUCAGAUGAUGAUGAACAUUUUGGGAUCUGCCGUAAGUCCAUAGCACACAUCGUCAGAGGAUGUGGUUACCUGGAGAAUCUUUCGCUCAAGUUCUUUCCUCUGCUAGGUCCAGGCUCAGUUGAUUUUGAGUCAUUGGUGCCCAUUCCUAGUACCAUCAAGGUACUCCUGCUACAGCCUGUGUCAAAUUGGCAGGUUAAGAGGUUGUUCCCUAUAAGCACAAGCCUGAAUACACCCGUCAGCAACACUCUAGAAUCACUCUCUUUAGUUCUUGACAUAAUAACGGAUGAACUUGUUGCGUUCAUCACUGGAAGUCUCCAUAACCUAGUUGAGUUGUGCCUAGAAGAUAACCCAAUCAACGAACCAGAUUUGCACAAUGACCUGACCAACAUCGGGCUCCAAGCCCUUGGGUUAUGCCACAACUUGACACAUUUGUCUCUGACACGUGGUAAGCAGAAUUGUUCCUCCACCUUCAGAAGAGUAACCGACUUUGGGAUAUUGAUGCUCGCUGAAGGAUGCAAACAACUAAAAACCAUUAGACUUGCCGGGUUUUCUAAAGUGAGGGAUGCUGGGUAUGCAGCCCUUCUUCAGUCUUGCAAGGACCUGAAGAAAUUUGAGGUCAGUACUGGAUGCUUGUCAGAUUUGACAUGCCUUGAUCUUGACGAGGCAGCUCCAAAGAUUACUGAAGUGAGGCUGCUGUGCUGUUGUCUAUUAACCAGCGAAACAGCCAUCUCACUCUCAUCCUGCACCAAUUUGGAAGUUCUAGACCUAUCAGGUUGCAGGAGCAUUGCAGACUCUGGCUUGGUUUCUAUCUCUCAGCUUUCGAAGUUAACACUAUUGGAUCUUGCUGGAGCUGACAUCACCGAUGCGGGAUUAUCUGCGCUCGGUAACGGGAGGUGCCCAAUGUCUUCUUUAUGUUUGAGAGGUUGCAAAAGGAUCAGCAACAACGGCAUAGCUUCAUUGUUGUGUGGGAGUGGCACAAUCAACAAAACUUUAGUCUCACUGGACAUCGGGAAUAUACCAAGAAUAUCAAACAGAUCGGUCACACUAAUCGCCAAGAACUGUGAGCAGAUCAGCACCCUGUGCCUUCGGAACUGCCUACUCAUCAACGAUUCUUCUCUUGAAACUCUAGGCUCUAUGCGCCACAACUCUGGUAAAAGUUCCCUAAAAAUGCUGGAUCUCUCCUAUUGUUCAAGGUUGUCUCGUAGUUUCCUGGGGCUAUUUGAGCCCCCAUUCUUUCGGGGCCUAAGGUGGCUUGGUGUUGGGAAGAACAUGCUGGAGCGCCGUGGCUGCAGUCCUACUGUCGCAGAGCUUCUGGAGCGCAAGCCUGGAUUAACAGUCUGUGGCAAUGCCUGCGAGAUGGGCUGCAGGAACCAGUGCCAUCCUGACAUUCGGAGCCAAUAAACAAAAUUGUGAUGUACAUUCGGGUUUGAUGUUGUAAUUCUUAUAAUCCGAUUCUGUAACAUUAUUAGAACAUUUAUUGCAUUUGUAGGUUGUAACAAGGAACAAUACUCAGGAUUGGCUGGUUGCUUUUGUCCAGUAAUAAAGUAGGACUAAUGAAUUGGUAUUGGAAAUUUGUUGGUUUUCAUCGUCUCUGUUAAGUAGUUUGGGACUCUGCCAAGUCUUAACCUGUUUGGGGAGCUUUUAAGAUUACAAGAAACAGCUAAUUAGAAACCAGCAUAUU